AUGUUAGAGCACAGAGUGACGCUGAUUUUGGCAGAGCUAUCUUGGCAUCUUUCCUACUGUGAUGUCCCACCAUCUGGAAGCAUUUGUAGCCAAGAUAAUCUUAGUAGGAAGCUUGGGAAUAGAAAGUGCAACCAUCAUUGCAAAAAUAAAGACAUAUGUGGACAUGAUUGCUGUAAAAAUGGAGUUUCAGAGAAGUCUAACACGAAAAAAGAUUCAAUGUUUUCUUCCUAUCUCACUGAUUUGAGAAACCGGAAUGCAGAGUCUGCUGUUCCCCCAGUCAAAAGACUAAAGAUGCAGAUGUUGAAUAAAUCUCAGAAGAUGGAUCUUAAACAAUUCUGUUAUGCUCCUAAAUCUUCUCUUCCAGGAUUGCCAGGGCUGGGGUGUGUGCAGCAUUCAGGAGUCACUCAGCCUAAAGAGACAAAUGAUACUGAUGUCUUUCAAAGUUGUCUACAGGAACCUGAAGUCUGCAGAGUGGGUGGUUUCUUUGUUAGCAAGCAGCCUGCAGCUCUGAAUGAAAAGAGCCAUCGGACAAUGAUUUCAAACAACCUCAAAGAAUCUUUAAUGAAUAACUUGACAGAUGCAGAUAAAAGCAAUGCUUUGUUUUCAGAACCUUUGAAUGUGAACUUUGAGUUAGGAAAUGAAGUUUGGGGUGAUUUUGAUGAUGGGAGUUUAAUAUAUGCAAGCACUUUGAUUGCUGAUACAGAGAAAACUAAACAUUCAGAAUCUUCUGACUUGGGAUCUCUAAACACAUGCCUCCAGAACUCAGGAGCUGUUCCUCUAGAUUUAGGAAAAACAAAAUGUGUUUUCCAAAAUAUAGAAAGCAAACCUGCUAGUACAAAUUUUAAAAGCUUUCCCAUAUUUAAGGAGAAGUCUGAUGUCUGUCUGCGGAACUCCAACUCCCCUUCAUUGACUCCACCAGCAAAUGGAGAAUAUGGACAUAAAAGUAUAAUUGGCUUUCAAGGAAAAAAUAGUCCCUCUCAAGAGCUGAAAAGUACACAGAUAGCUGCAUGCUCAGAAACCAUCUUGCAGUCUUCCCAAAUCACUGGAAAGGAAGACUUUUUUAUCUGUAACAAAAGAAUAAUGAAAGAGGGUGAUCUCAGGUAUCAGCUUUCUGAUGAUGAUAUUAAGCCUUUUCUUGGAAUAUUUGAUGGUAUUUUCUAAGACCAAUAAAUAAGGCACAUCACCAGUGGGGGGAAAAUGUCCUCAUUAUAGGAUGAUAUCUUCAGUUAUCAAGCCUGGAUUUUCUACUUUUUGUUUUAUAUCAAUUCAUCCAUAGUCACUUUUGCUACAUGGGUUAUGUGGGAAUAAUCCAAAUGCUACGUGGUUUACUUUGUAGUAUUAUUGAAUAUACAGCAUAUGUUUAAUAGUUAUUUAAAGUUAUUUUUCUGUAUGAGAUCGUUGCUUGUAAUGCUGGAGAAGAUAAGACUGUUUGGAAACCUUCUAUUACAGUAAAUUCUUUUCAGCGCAAACUGUUUUGUUUCAAAUUAUACAAUCUUUAUUCCAGGAAAUAAGAAUAUCUUAGCAGUAUGCAUCUCCUCAGUAACCACAUUUGGGAACAACACUUAAGUUAUCCCUGGAAAAAAUAUCUUCUUUGUGAGAUUUUCAUAUUUGUCGGUUAUUUGCAUUAAAUUGGUUUUAUGAUGCCUAUACAUUUUGGGAAACAAUGAGAUUUUAGAAUAAAAAGGAAUAAAGUUAGUUUGCAGUUUUUAAAGUGCUGUAAUCAAAAUCUGUAUUAUUCAACCCCAUCCAUAGUCGGCUCUGUUUUAUAAAUGGGAAGCACUCUUCCGAAUGCAGCAAAAGUCUUCAAACUCUUCUUCUAAACUCUCAUUCGAUGAAUGAAACAAAACAUUUGAAUCCAGUCUAAUACAUUUUUGUCUUGACUAGAUACAACU
This is a messenger RNA of Pogona vitticeps (central bearded dragon), 1892 nucleotides long. The record is from RefSeq and is a predicted model, not a curated record. Lineage: Eukaryota; Metazoa; Chordata; Lepidosauria; Squamata; Agamidae.